This is a messenger RNA of Penicillium atrosanguineum, 1071 nucleotides long. RefSeq names its product zinc-dependent alcohol dehydrogenase family protein. The coding region runs from base 1 to 1071 and encodes 356 amino acids. NCBI's taxonomy places the organism in Eukaryota, Fungi, Ascomycota, Eurotiomycetes, Eurotiales, Aspergillaceae. The transcript has 2 exons. Gene Ontology annotation, molecular function: oxidoreductase activity. The record is from RefSeq and is a predicted model, not a curated record.
AUGGCGAGACAAUGGAUUCUGACUGGCCAAGAAGGCUUCGAAAAAUCCCUCCAGUAUCAGGAGGGCCUUGAUAUUCCAUCUGCCCAUAAAUUGGGCUCUCAUGAUGUUCUCGUAGCCAUGCAUGCUGCAAGUCUGAACUACCGCGAGCUGAUGAUCGCUGGACCCGUGGGUAUCAAUGGACCAAUUACGCCACCAGUGAUUCCGGGGUGUGAUGGUGCUGGCAUAGUCACAGACGUAGGAUCCUCUGUUAUGGACUUCCGUCCCGGAGACCGAGUUGUCACAUACGUCGCACCGAAACUAGCUGAAUCUCGUGGUGACGAUGCUCUCCCUAGUAUCGCUGAUGCCAUGCUUUGCCGGGGUCAAGGAAUUGAGGGCACACUCCGUUCCCACGGAGUUUUCUCGGAGGUGGGCCUUGUCCAUGCACCAAAGUCCUUGGAUUACCUUCCAGCAGCCACUUUGUCUUGCACUUGGAUCACCGCGUGGAACGCCCUAUUUGGCUUGAAAGGCCGGGAAGCAGGUCCUGGUUCGUGGGUGCUUGUCCAAGGCACAGGUGGUGUUAGUGUUGCUACUCUGCAACUUGCUAUCGCGGCCGGUGCUUCUGUCAUUGCUACAACAUCGAAUGACGAGAAAGCAGCUCGCCUUAAGGCUCUCGGUGCGACCCACGUUAUCAACUAUCGCACAAAUCCUCAAGGGUGGGGCGAGGAAGCCCGGGGCUUGACCCCAAAUGGAAGAGGGUUGGACUUCGUUAUUGAUGUCGGUGGUAAUGAAACUCUAUCCCAGUCUCUUGCGGCUGUGUGCGUGGAUGGAAUCGUUCUGGUGGUCGGUGGAGUUGGGGAAACUAUGGAGGUGGUGCCCAUGUUCGCGGCUCUUAUGCACACAUGCAUUGUGCGUGGGAUUCUUGCAGGAAGCCGCAACCAAUUCCGGGACUUGAUUCGCUUCAUUGACAACAAGAAAAUCGUGCCUGCGGUUGAUGAUGUGGUCUUUGAACUUGCGGAGGCGAAGGGUGCGUACAAGCGCCUCAAAGAAAAGAAACAUUUUUCGAAAGUUUUGAUCAAGAUUGAUCAAGUCUAG